Messenger RNA from Arachis ipaensis, 480 nucleotides. Its product is annotated as pathogenesis-related protein PR-1 type-like. NCBI's taxonomy places the organism in Eukaryota, Viridiplantae, Streptophyta, Magnoliopsida, Fabales, Fabaceae. The record is from RefSeq and is a predicted model, not a curated record. Gene Ontology annotation, cellular component: extracellular region.
AUGGCUUCUGAUAGUAAAGCUUUAUUGGCAGAUGAAUUUCUUCAUGCACACAAUUGGGUGAGAAACAAGUACAAUCUACCGCCAUACACGUGGGAUGAGAAUCUUGAAAGUAUCGCUCGCAAAUAUCUCAUGGAGCGAUAUGAUGAUUGCAGGGUUAUCCAUUCAAAAUAUGGCUACGGUGAGAACUUGUUUUGGGGAAAGAAGUUACAUUGGACCCCUUCUGAUGUUAUAUAUUUUUGGUACACAGAAAAAGAUUGGUAUGAUUUUAACAAGCUUACUUGCACUCCACCACCACCAUCAAAACCAAAUCGUCCUCCAAAAAUGUGUGGUCAUUUCACACAAAUUGUAUGGAGAGACUCAUUGCGUGUUGGGUGUGGCCUACAACAUUGCAAUGAUCGUAAUGCUGGCAUGCUCAUUGCUUGUGAAUAUGACCCUCCUGGUAACUAUGCUAAUGAGAACCCUUUAGAACAACAUAUUUAG